AUGACCAAGGGCGCAUCGGCGGCGACGGCAUCCCCGCAGUCGGACACGGCAGCAACUGCAAGGCGGCCGCCACCCACCCCUUCGGUCGCAGCAACGAUGCAAUGUGGGAUGCGGGGCGAUUCAGCAACUCUUCUAGUUAUAUAUGGAGUGUCUGUAAGGUUCUUAAAAAAGCUUAUGUUGAUGAUGACUUAUGAGGUUGUGAUCAGCAAUCCUUCUGAUUCUGAAGGCGAAUCUGACAAAGAAAGGAAGGGCAAGGACCAAAUCGUCGGCAUCAGCCAAAUAGAAGAAAGUCACCAAGCCCCUAAGCUAAAGGGUUGA
Molecule: messenger RNA, 318 nt
Organism: Miscanthus lutarioriparius
Lineage: Eukaryota; Viridiplantae; Streptophyta; Magnoliopsida; Poales; Poaceae
Source: the annotation of a GenBank genome assembly